Messenger RNA from Thyridium curvatum, 2001 nucleotides. RefSeq lists its product as uncharacterized. The transcript has 3 exons. Gene Ontology annotation, molecular function: zinc ion binding; DNA-binding transcription factor activity, RNA polymerase II-specific. The coding region runs from base 1 to 2001 and encodes 666 amino acids. NCBI's taxonomy places the organism in Eukaryota, Fungi, Ascomycota, Sordariomycetes, Thyridiales, Thyridiaceae. The record is from RefSeq and is a predicted model, not a curated record. Gene Ontology annotation, biological process: regulation of DNA-templated transcription.
AUGGGGAGAGCUCCCUCGAGCGGCAACUGCCACACGUGCCGCGCCAGACGUGUCAAGUGCGACAAGGCGCGCCCCGUGUGUGAGCGGUGCACCAAGGGCGGCUACACCUGCGCCGGCUACGAGACUGUGCUGCGCAUGCAGAACCAUGCUGCAGUGGCUGGUGUCGAGCCCGGCUCCUCACGCCUUGCCAAGGUUCAGGCCAUCUCGUCCUUUCCCAGCGGUUCGGUAGGCGCCACGGCAAAGAGAUUGCCGGCCAGACGUAAGCGAGAUCAGACUGUCUCGUCUCAAACUUACGGUAAGGAGAGCAUUGAGAGCGUGCCUACCGAGAUAGGGUCGAUAUCGACAACGACAGGCUCCUCAACACCGCCCAGCCAAAUCGUCCUUAAGAAAUCUGGCAGCAACAGCAGCAGCAGCAGCAGCAGCAGAAGUAGCCCUGGCGCCGACAGCCAAAGCUAUAUUCCACAGCAGAUGGAUCUCACUCCCUUUGUGGACGACAUUUCCUUCUCUUACUUCUUCCAGUCCUACGGCUGGAUCAAUAUGCACAGCAUUCUCCUGCAAGACACGGCUAUGCGAAGCCACUUCUCCAGCGAGGCCAUGUCAUAUGAUAGCUUACGCGCCCUUUCAUAUGGUCUCUUCGGCAGGGACCACCAUCUCGAUAAUCUGAAGCAGUCCGCCUCUCGACUCUAUGGCUCAACAUUGAACACAUUGCGCGUCAAGCUAAGCAGCAACUCAAAACAUGAGCUUGCUGAACUCAUCCGGCCUAUCGCCAUCAUGGGCUCAUAUGCAGUAGCAGUGGAGCACGAUCUGAGGUUCACUCACAACCGGGGCCUGACACGAAUACUGGAGCACUGUGGCCCAGAGGCUUUUCAGUCACCGUCAUUGCUCCCUGUGUUCGAGUCUUGCAGGCUAACUCUGAUUUCGCAAUCCAUUGUUGCUCGUAAACGGUCAUUUUUGGAGGAGCCGGAGUGGAAGACGGUGCCUUGGGAGAAAUUGCCCGGGCGCAAGACUCCAAUCAGUAAAUUGCUCGAUAUCAUGGCCGAUAUUCCAGCCAUCAUUCAAGGCGCCUGGGAUGUAAUGCGGGACCGCAUACAAUGGACCAAGAGUGGCUACCAGUCCCGUCGCUGGGAGACCCCAGAGACACUCCCCCGUCUUCUGAAGCGAGUAACGGAUGCAAGGGAACAGCUGAGAGUCUGGCUUGCCGAGUGGAAACAUGUUAAUUUCUUUGGUGGACAUGAACUUAUCGAGUGGGCCUUCCGCGUCGCCCAGGACGAUGACUACCGUCCCGGCGUUGCUGGUGCGGAGGGCCCAGAUGUGUACGAGAUGAGUAUGCUCUUCGACUUGUUCCCCGACAAGAGCAGCACCCAGCAACCGCCAGCAACCCAGCAGACCUUCACGCAGAUGCAGGACUUGACUUACUACACGACCGUUCUGAUAUGGACGACGAGGUUGAUCAAGUACAUUGACGCCGCGACCAAGUCGCCGACCUCGACGACAUUCUUCAACACUCCAUUUUUCAGCAACUGUACAUGCUGCACCUCCUAUAAUGCCGUGCCAUGUCAGACUAUCCCGUCGACUUGGGCCAACGUGGAGCCAGGCAUGACCUGGAAUGUAAUGGCGGCAAAAAUGGCUGCUGGGCCCAUCCGGCUCGAGUCUGAGAACUCGGUAGCUGCUUCCUCGUCGAUGAAUCUCUACUCGACCGCGUCUUCCAACACGCCGAUGUCACGGUCAAGUUCAGAGCACACCUUUGCAGACAUAGCAGUUCUGCUGCCGGGCGAUGUCCGCUUCGCGGCUCAGUUACGCCUCCUCUCAUGGCUCGUCGACCACCUGCCUGCGAGCAGGGCACAAGUCUUGGGUGCGCUGGCUGCCAUUGGACUCGCUCACUGCGCCCACGACGUAAGGCCUACCGAGGGGAUUGCGGCGGUGGCGACUGCGGUAGGAAGAGUCUUGGAUAGCACAAAAGUCGAAGGUGCUCAACACUUGUUGCUUAGGCAAUACAGAUAG